This is a messenger RNA of Lycium barbarum (goji berry), 1699 nucleotides long. RefSeq names its product stemmadenine O-acetyltransferase-like. The record is from RefSeq and is a predicted model, not a curated record. The coding region runs from base 96 to 1379 and encodes 427 amino acids. Lineage: Eukaryota; Viridiplantae; Streptophyta; Magnoliopsida; Solanales; Solanaceae. The transcript has a single exon.
CAAAUUUCUCAAACUCAAAUUACAUUCAAUCAUUCCCUGUUCUGUUACCAUUGCCAACUUUUCAGACAAAUAGAUCUGUAGCCUGAUAAAAAACCAUGGAGAAAAAGGUGGAGAUAAUAUCAAAACAGUUGAUUAAGCCAUCAGUUUGUCAUGUUAAAUCCUUCAAUUUGUCUGCUCUAGAUCAACUAGCCUCUCCUACUCACUAUCCAAUUUUUCUAUACUAUGCAAAUGAUCAAGAAUCAACCAAUUUAUCAACUAGAUCCCUACAACUAAAAAGUUCCUUGUCCAAAAUUCUUGCUGAUUUUUAUCCCUUUGCUGGUAGAUUAAUCAAUGACAACACUUCAAUCAGUUACAAUAAUUCUAAAGAUGAUGAUUUUGGAGUGUUGUUUAUUGAAGCUUUUACACAUAACUGCAACCUCCAAGAAAUUCUUCUUUCAGGGAGCAAAACAAACACCUUCGGACAAUUUGUCCCACCAAUGGAUUCACUAUUGAAAACUCACUUGCUGAUUGUUCAAGUCACAGUCUUUGAGUGUGGAGGCAUGAUCCUAGGUUGUUUGGUUUCUCACAAGCUAUCUGAUGCUACCUCUUUUUGCACUUUCAUCAAUAAUUGGGCAGCCGCGGCUCAAGGUGCUAAUAAUUUGAAUUCUUUGACCCCUGAUUUUACAUCAAGGGUCAAAGUCUUCCCACCAACUAAACAACCGUCGCCAUUGCCAUUUGCGAAUCCUGUAGGUGGUGAAGAGAAGCAAAUCAUUACGAAGAUUUUCUCAUUUGAUGGGCCUAGCAUAGCGGAUCUCAAGUCUAAGGCUCUGAGUAAGGAUGUACCGGGUCCCACACGUGUUGAAGCAGUGUCGGCUCUGAUAUGGAAGUGUGCGACUGCCUCAUCUAAAAGCAGUAUUGGUACGUCUACCUUAUCCCACGUGGUGAACGUCAGGAAAAGGCUUGUACCUUCAUUGUCCGGUGGGACCAUUGGAAACUUCCUUGCCUUUUUUGUGGCUACGAAAAGUAAUGAGGGAGACAAAAAUGACUUAUCAAAUCUUGUGACCAUCUUGAGAAAAGGUUUAUUAGAGUUCCCUAGUUUAAAUUGGGACGUGGCUUUGGACCACAUAGUUGAGAAUUGGAACAUGUUAGGAGAUCUUAUAUCAAGAAACAAUGACAUAGAGUUUUAUAGUUUUUCUAGUUGGUGUGGGUUACCAUUUUAUGAAGCAGAUUUUGGAUGGGGGAAGCCAAAAUGGAUAAGCAUUCUGUUUCAAUACAAGAAUUUAAUUAUGCUCAUGGACGCCAAAGAUGGUGGGAUAGAAGCCUGGGUUUGUUUAGAGGUAAAACAUAUGUCAGAGUUUGAGCAAAACCCAGAUUUACUAGCUUUUGCGACCACUAAAUAAGCAAUUAUGAGUUAAUUUUCACAAGUCUCCUGUCCGAGCAUUAGGAAUGGAGAAUUUCCUAGUAUGGAGCGCUUCCCUCUUUAUGGCCGUAUACGGCGCAAAUAUGGACUUGGGGGGCAGUGAGUUCUGGAUACCAUAUAGUUAAGGUUCUUCGUCUGUUUAUAUUUUCCUAUUUCCUGCGCUCUUGUUCCAUCCCCGUACUUUUACCUUAGGUGAUGUAUGAGAAUCAAAGAUCAAGCUAAAUUCCUUUUAUAUUGUAACAAACAUCUUGUGUUUGCAUUUGAAAAUAAAUUUUGCACUGUCAGUGUGCAUAAGUUAAA